AGUUCCUAUAGCACUCAAUUAUAUCCAAAAUCUCAUCUUCUUCCACUACAUUUACCCCAAAAAAAAAAAAAUCUUCUGCUACCAGAGCUCAGCUGAGAGCUUCCGAGACUAAAAAUGGCUUCUUUCUCAAUGGUUUCAACUCCAGUCCAUCUCUACCUCCCAAAGAAGCUUACUUUCCCAAUCCGAUGCUCUUCUUCUUCAUCAGCGCCGUCCGUUUCGACCCCACCGAGCUGGACCCAGUUCGAUCUGAAAACCUACUGGACGACCCUGAUAGCCGAUAUCAAUCAGAAGCUUCACGAAGCCGUCCCGGUUCGGUACCCAGAUCAGAUCUAUGAAUCCAUGCGAUACUCUGUGCUCGCCGAAGGAGCCAAACGAGCCUCACCGGUCAUGUGCGUCGCUGCUUGUGAGCUCUUCGGCGGCAACCGCGUAGCUGCCUUCCCCACAGCCUGUGCUCUUGAAAUGGUACACGCAGCUUCACUCAUUCACGAUGAUCUUCCAUGCAUGGAUGACGACCCAUCACGCCGGGGCCAGCCCUCGAACCAUACAGUCUAUGGCGACGAUCUGGCAAUUCUAGCUGGUGAUGCUCUGUUUCCAUUGGGGUUUCAGCACAUUGUGGCAAACACGCCUUCCAGCCUCGUGCCCGAGCCACGCCUCCUGCGCGUGAUCACAGAGAUUGCGCGCACCGUGGGGUCCACGGGCAUGGCGGCAGGGCAGUUCCUCGACCUGGAAGGCGGGCCGGAUGCUAUCGAAUUCGCGCAGGAGAAGAAGUUUGGGGAGAUGAGUCAGUGUUCUGCUGUUUGUGGAGGAUUGCUAGGUGGUGCUGAAGAUGAUGAUGUGGAUAGACUGAGGAGGUAUGGCAGAGCUGUUGGGGUUUUGUAUCGGGUGGUUGAUGAUAUUUUGGAGGACAAAAUGAAUGGUGAGGAUGAGGAUGAGCGGAAGAAGAAGAAAGGCUUCAGCUAUGUGAGAGUUUAUGGGGUUGAGAAGGCUAUGGAGGUGGCAGAGCAGCUUAGAGCCAAAGCUAAGCAGGAAUUGGAUGGAUUUGAGAAGUAUGGUGAUGCUGUGGUGCCACUUUACAGCUUUGUGGAUUAUGCUGUUGAUAGAAGUUUUACUGUCAGUGACUCAAGUUGAUUGAUUGAUAGAUAUAUAUAUAUAUAUAUAUAUAUAUACACACACACACAUUGCAUAGAGCAAGCAUUCCCUUGAUAUGAUUUCAUGCUUUCUCUAAACUUGUGUAAGCAAGCUCUUUUACAUAUUGCUAGAAGAUGAUUGGGGUUUUACAGUCGGUGAAUGUUAAAUUUUAGGCGAGCUGAAGUUCCAAGUUGUGGGAAGCUGAAAGCUGAGAUUUUUGGGGGUUGUUUGAGAUGGGAGCUGAGAUUUGUGGGAUGCAAAAUUCACUUGGAAA
Messenger RNA from Prunus mume (Japanese apricot), 1402 nucleotides. It is a transcript of the gene GGR, whose product is annotated as geranylgeranyl reductase. Lineage: Eukaryota; Viridiplantae; Streptophyta; Magnoliopsida; Rosales; Rosaceae. Gene Ontology annotation, biological process: isoprenoid biosynthetic process. Gene Ontology annotation, molecular function: prenyltransferase activity. The record is from RefSeq and is a predicted model, not a curated record.